AUGCCCAGUACAUUCUCUGAGCAGUUCCUGCAUGAGCGUAGAAUUCGCAUCCUUACGGACGAAUGUAGUUCGCAGUUCAUGUCAGUGAAUGCCGGUGUUCCUCAGUGCUCUGUCCUAUCAGUAUCAGUGCGGCGUUUAUUAACGCCUGAUCAACUGUGCUUGUUGUACAAAACGCAAGUGCGGCUCUGCGAAGAAUAUUGCUCGUACCAUUGGGAUGGCUCCACUAAAUACUUGUUGCAGCGGUGCGCUGCCCACAUCAUUGCGAUUGAUCCAACAAAGCAUAUAGAUUAUUAUGUUCAAGACAAUCAACUUGGUGCUCAGUGGCCUCAUGGGAUUGUACCUUAUUAUUUGAGCCUUACAGAUUAUGACCAGCUUGUACAUCGACGCGUACGCAUGGCUAUGAACAACUUGGAAGACGCAUCUUGUAUCAAGUUCAAGGCGCUGCCAAAACCGUCUCACUUCGCACCUUGGAUACAUAUUAACAAUCCUGACAAAAUACGCGAAUGCAUGCACCUGGGCGAGAACAACACUAAUUUAGAGAGAGCAAGUUGGUGCAAUUUUAUAAAUCGGGCCUACGGCAGGGAGGCAAAAGCGCGAGACCACCCUUGGUUCCUAGAUUGUCCCUGCCGCCCUGCACGUUGCCGCCGUUUAGUUUUUGGCUACGAUUGUCUCAAUCGACGUGAGAUUCUGCACUCGUUGAUGCACGCCAUUGGUUUCAAGGACGAAGUGAUGCACCCACAGCGAGAUCAAUACAUCAGGAUCCAAUGGGAGAACAUCAACCCAAAAUACUAUCCAUUGUUCCGUGUUCAAUAUAUGGACUUCGCUCCCAUAAGGACCGAGUAUGAUCCAUCGAGCAUCAUGCAUUUCCACGAUCGUGCUUUUAGCAAGAACGGACAAGCAACAAUCGCACCUUUGUUGCCUGGAUUGGAGAUAGGAUCCACGGGCGAGCUAUCUUCGUUGGAUAAGUUAAAGUUACGCUUGAUAUUUGGUCACGAAUGUAACAAAAGGAGAGUUGGUGAUUUACUUGAUUCGUGUAAAUUAGUCAUGAGCGAUGGUUCUCCAAACAGCAUAAGCAAAAAUGCGACCACUUAUUUAAAUGCACCUGAUGAGCCAGGUGAUGUACAGAAUGAAAACAUUGAUGAACAGAAUAAUAAAAGUACUGAAGUAAAUGAAAAUACUGAGGUAAAUGAUAAUAAUGAAAUAAACAAAAAUACUGAAGUAAAUCAAAAUACUGAAGUAAAUGAUAAUACUGACGAUGAUGAAAAUAUAAGCGGCAAUGAUAAUACUGUUGGUAGUGGUAACACUGGCGUAAACGAUAAUACUAAUGGUAAGGAUAAUACUAGCGUUAAUGACAACGCUAGCGGCAGUGAUAAUUAUGUAGGAAUUGGUAAUACCGGUGUGAUUGAAAAAUCGGACGAUAAUGACAAUACGCGUAGUAAUGAUAAAGCUGACAAUAGUGGCAAAACUGCCGGUAGUAAUAACGAAAGUAACAAUGGAAACAAUGCUUAUGAUAGUAAUGGUCCAAAUAGUAAAAAAGUUUAUGGGACUGAAAAUAAAGGUGAUACAAAUACAGAUAUUAAAAGCGAUUUCAAAAUAGAAACAAGAAGAAAUGUCGGACUACGGAAGCAACAUCGUCGGUUUAACAGAUUUCGAUAUUAAAUAGCGUUGAUUUUUGCAGAAUAUAAUUGUUUUUAUUAAAUUUAGUUGUUAUAAUUUUAAUUUUUAAGCAUGUAACUGCUUGAUAUUUAAAUGUAAAGAAAAUAAAACUAGAAAAUUUUCCAAAGGUCCACGUGGAAUUUUUUCUAGAUAUAUUUUCUUUAAAUUUAAUUGUGUGCUUUACAGUUAUGAAUAUCG
This is a messenger RNA of Chilo suppressalis (striped riceborer), 1854 nucleotides long. The record is from the annotation of a GenBank genome assembly. NCBI's taxonomy places the organism in Eukaryota, Metazoa, Arthropoda, Insecta, Lepidoptera, Crambidae.